Agrilus planipennis (emerald ash borer) is the source of this 1980-nucleotide messenger RNA. RefSeq lists its product as uncharacterized. The transcript is spliced from 10 exons. Bases 159 to 1889 code for a protein of 576 amino acids. The record is from RefSeq and is a predicted model, not a curated record. NCBI's taxonomy places the organism in Eukaryota, Metazoa, Arthropoda, Insecta, Coleoptera, Buprestidae.
CAAUACCAUAGAUAAGCCAAUACUCAAUGGCCAUUAUGUUAGAAGUAUUUGUCAAAACAACACUUAACCUGCAAUUUUAUAAAUUGUAGUAAUUAUAAAGCAGCAUAUCAACAACAUUUUGCUUAUGAUUUUGCUUUUCUUUUUUCUUAAAAAAUUAAAUGGAAAGUGCAGUAGAACAACAUAAUUUUAGUAAUAUAAUGGAUCCACAGAGCAGUUCUUACAAAAGUUACUUGGUUACUCAAAAAUUGCCAUUGCAAGUGAAAGAUGAAAAUUGCCCUCAUAUUUCAAAAAUUAUCAAGGACGUGAAAUUUGAUGUACUUAAAGUAGUUGAUUGUAACACUAAAGAAGAAGAAAGUUUUCUUUUUAAUUACAUAGGAAACGAUGGUUUGCACUAUUGCCUGAAAACAAUAUUAAAUGAUUUCUUUAGCAAGGUAGCUCACCAGACUGUACUAGUUUUUAUGGAUGUCCUAAAUAAUGUUUCUCCACAUUUUGAUAAGGAAAUUGAAGAUAUAUUUCACAAAGAAGCUGCAACUCAUAAAAUUGAAAAUCUAAAAGUGUCAACUUUUGAAAUAGCUUUUGAUACUUAUACAGAUUUUGUAAGUGGCAACCAAACUUCAUUAACAGAAGCAGACUUUACUUAUUUUGAUUGUAAAGUUGUUAAACUUAGAGAAAUAUUAAAAUUCUUCAAAACCAGACAAAGAAGUGGAUGGCAAGCUUUUGUAAUAAGGAUAAAUUAUACAAUUAGCUGUCAUAUACAGAAGUUGUGUAACAUUGUCUUUCUCAAUCCAGAAUUAAGCACUGUUAAUGAUGGGGAAGAUAUUAUUCCUGUUAAUAGAUCUUUGACAGCAAUUUUAAAUUGUCAUUAUGAACCCCAAUUAAAUUGUGGUUUUACAAAAUUUAUUUACACUUUAACAAGGGCUACUAAUGUGUCUGUAGUUGUUAAGUAUCCAAGUCAAGAACAUAAUUUUAUGGGUGUGAAAACAGUAUUAUUUCACUCCUGCUUUAAAUAUGUAAAUUCAAGUGACCCAGGAGAAAUUUUGAAGUCUAAAACAAAGACAGGGGAAUACAUUAAGAGACUCAGAACUAAAAUCAUCAAAAUAGAAAAAGAGACCAGGGCCAAGAUUGUCAAAGAACUCAGUGAUUUUUAUUUUCAGCAAUAUUCUGUAUUAAAAGAAAAUUAUGCUAAGGCAUUAUCUCAAAUAGAAAACUCAAGGGAUGCUUCAGAAAAUAUGGAAAAUGCCAGUUUUAGUUUUAACCAUUCAAUAGCAGUACAGAAUUUCAGUGAACUGGGAGAUUGCUCUUCAAAAAUAAAAGGUUUGGUGUAUUUAAUAUUUGAAACUCAGCGACAAUUCAAAUGCUUUAUCGUAAUGAAUAAUGAACUACUGAAGAAUAAAAAAGACUCUGAAAAAUAUUUAGAAGAAAAAAAUGAAUCAUUGGAAGUCAUGAAAAUGGAAAUUGAAAACUUAGAAAAGGAAAAAGCGCGUCUUUUAAAUGUUAUUGAAGUUAAAGACAUGGAGAUGACGGAACAAAAACAGAAAACUUAUAGAGUAGUAAAACAUUACCAAAGGGCUGUUAAAUUUUAUCAGACAAGUCGUGUAACAGAUCAAGAGAUAAUUAAAGCCAAUAGAAAAGAAAUACAUUCUCUACUUAGAUACAUAAAUCAAUUACGUAAGAAGGAAUCUGGAAGAACUAGUGAAAACGUAAGAAGCAAUCCACCUUUCUCAAAGAUGAUUCAGUUGAAAUAUUUUCGGAAAUCUCAGUCCCCCAGUGCAAUAAAAAAUUGUAUCAAGGAGAGAAGAGACUAUUACAAAGAUGAUGAUAACACAAAAGUCAAUAAUGUGACUAACGUAAGCGAAGUGCCAUUUGUUAGAAUUAGAGUACAAAAGUAAGACUGUAAGAGUUCUUAAAGUACCAUUUUUUUUUUCUUUUAAUUGUAGAUACGCUUUUAUCUUUCUCUUUUUUUAUUUUUUAAAUGUAACA